AACUGGAGGAUCCAUAUCAUCGCGCUGGUUGUGUCGUGCUCUGUUGUCGCAAUGGGCUACGACACGGCCGUCAUUGGCGGCACCAUGGCCCUGGAAUCAUUCAUCCGCGACUUUAGUCUGGACAAUAUCAGUACGAGCGCCCGUAAGAAAGCCAUCAUGCUCCCUGGAUAUGCGCAAAUAUAUGGGCCGAAGUUCACCGGCUGGGAUUUGGAAAGACGAGCAGAAUUCAGGCAAAGCCCUCAUUGUCAUUCUUUCGUCUUCUGGCAAGACACAUGGACUUAAAAUAUUGGCUGCGGGGAGAAUAAUGAAACCGUUGCUUA
Sodiomyces alkalinus F11 is the source of this 320-nucleotide messenger RNA. RefSeq lists its product as hypothetical. The coding region runs from base 52 to 282 and encodes 76 amino acids. The transcript has 2 exons. The record is from RefSeq and is a predicted model, not a curated record. Lineage: Eukaryota; Fungi; Ascomycota; Sordariomycetes; Glomerellales; Plectosphaerellaceae.